Messenger RNA from Patiria miniata (bat star), 561 nucleotides. RefSeq lists its product as uncharacterized. The transcript has a single exon. The record is from RefSeq and is a predicted model, not a curated record. The coding region runs from base 1 to 561 and encodes 186 amino acids. Lineage: Eukaryota; Metazoa; Echinodermata; Asteroidea; Valvatida; Asterinidae.
AUGAUCUGGAAGAAACCCCUCUCGAGUGCACCACCUCGUCUGCAACGCUUGCUAAUUAAGGUGCAAGGAUACAACUUUGACGUACAGUACAAACCAGGGAAAACAAUGACGCUAUCAGAUGCUCUGAGCAGAUUGCCAAACCCGACAAAGAGUGAUGACAUACCCCUAGACGCCAUGUGCAUGGACCUUGUGCAUUUUGGGCAGUCUAAACAAGAGCAACUGCAGAGAGAAACAGCAAGAGACCCUGUACUAAGUGCACUGUGUCAGAUAAUAUACAGUGGCUGGCCAGACUCCGUCAAGGAACUACCUCGAGACCUACAGGUCUACUGGCCAUACAGGGAUGAGCUUGGUAUCUCCUGGGGAAUAAUCUUCAAAGGAAGACAGGUCAUCAUUCCAGACUCACUUCAGACGGAUAUCUUACAACAGCUCCAUACAGGCCAUAUGGGUAUAGAGAAGACAAGACGUCUAGCCAGAGAGUCGGUCUACUGGCCCAACAUCAAUCGUCAUAUUGAUGAACUUGUCAAAGCGUGUUCCUACUGCCAGGAAUCCCAACCCAAAUAG